This is a messenger RNA of Fusarium graminearum PH-1, 6216 nucleotides long. RefSeq lists its product as uncharacterized. Gene Ontology annotation, biological process: secondary metabolite biosynthetic process; amino acid activation for nonribosomal peptide biosynthetic process. The coding region runs from base 1 to 6216 and encodes 2071 amino acids. Gene Ontology annotation, cellular component: cytoplasm. Gene Ontology annotation, molecular function: catalytic activity; phosphopantetheine binding. The transcript is spliced from 2 exons. NCBI's taxonomy places the organism in Eukaryota, Fungi, Ascomycota, Sordariomycetes, Hypocreales, Nectriaceae. The record is from RefSeq and is a predicted model, not a curated record.
AUGACAGAACUUGACUUAUCUGCGGAGCCAAAUGUGCCGCAAACAAAGACUGUGCGUCAUAACGUACCUGUUCUGCGCAAACACCACGAACAAGAUGCCCAAGAGCUUGAGAUAUUAUUAUUAGCAUGGUCUCUUCUUCUAUAUCGCCAUAAUCACGGAAACCAUGUUGAGUUCUCAUGGGGAUUGACCGAGAUCGGAUCUUCCACAUGUCGCACCUUCACACUCAACACUGCGAAGCUGCAAUGGGAUGGCAGCAACAUUGUCGCAUCGGAGCUUGAGGUCUUUAAAACAUAUACACAACAGCAGUUACAAUCAGAAGUACCAUUCAAAAGAGACCAGUACAAGCUCUUCUUCAAUGACGAGCCUGCGACAGGUGACCUGGUCAAUUACAUCACUGAAGACGGCGACAUUUCAGUGAACUGGGGAAAUGUACAAAUCCAAGCAACACUAGUAGACGAUGCCCUCUGCCUCCGACCAACCUGGCGCGAACCUCUGGGCGCAGAGUUCCUCGCAAACCACCUCGCCCAAGCCUUUGUCGAAGUCCUCAACACAACCCUCGCCGACCCCGACGCAACACUAUCCUCCGUCCUACCCCUAGGAAAACUCGACAAGUCUGUGAUAUGGAACUGGAAUAAAGACCUUCCACCACCUGUGCCAGAGUGCAUUCACACUUUGAUCUCAGAGCAAGUGAGAUUGCGGCCCGAUGCCCAAGCCAUUUGCUCUUGGGAUGGCGACUUGACAUAUGCGGAGAUGGACAAUCUGUCUACACUGCUCGCGCAGCAUCUGAUUAAUCUUGGAGUUAAGAACGGUGACAUUGUCCCACUGUGCUUUGAGAAGUCUAGGUGGACGACAGUGGGUGUCAUGGGUGUCAUCAAGGCGGGCGCGGCUUUCGUGCUCAUGGAUCCGAGCCAGCCUAUCCAGCGACGACAGGUUAUGGCGCAACAAGUAAAGGCGACACAUAUUCUCACUUCGAGAGACCAGGCGAAAUACGGACCUGAGAUUGCGCCCGAGGCAAAGCAUGUCAUUGUUGAUACCGAAACACUCGACUCACUCGCCAAGACCAUCGAGGAUCCUUCCAGAGAACUACCUCAGGUGCCGCCCGAGUCACUUCUGUAUAUCAUAUUUACUUCUGGAAGUACCGGAACACCGAAGGGAGUGAUGCUCUCUCACGAGACGUACACUGCCAGUGCGCUUGCACGAAGCACAGGAAUCGGAUACUCAAGUAUCUCCCGUUCACUCGAUUUCACCUCGUAUGCGUUCGAUGUCAGUAUUGACAGUAUUCUAUGCACGCUAAUUCGCGGUGGGUGUCUUUGCAUUCCCACGGACAUGGACCGUGUCAACGAUUUGAGCGGCGCGAUCCGUCGUCUGAAAGUCAACAUGGUGAACAUUACACCCUCGGUCGCGCGCAUCUUGGACCCUGAUAUCAUCCCAUCACUUAACAGUCUUGGUAUCGGUGGUGAGGCUUGCUCUGCUGGCGACAUCGCUAUCUGGGGUCAACACACACGAAUUGUCAUCGGUUAUGGUCCUGCUGAGUGUACCAUUGGAUGCACCGUCAACCCCAGCGCAGCAGGCAAGCCGUACGUCAGUAUGGGUCCUGGUACCGGCGCAUGCAUCUGGCUCGUCGACCCCGAUGAUCAUAACAAGCUUGUCCCGGUCGGCGCUGUUGGCGAAUUGCUCAUCGAGGGUCCUAUCGUAGGUCAAGGAUAUCUUGGAGAUCCUGAAAAGACGAAAGAGGCCUUCAUUUCCGACCCAGACUUCCUCCUCGCUGGCGCAGAUGGUAUCCCCGGACGACAAGGCCGUCUAUACAAGUCCGGUGACUUGGUCCGAUACGAUCCUGAUGGUGAAAACGGCUUUAUUUUCGUCGGUCGCAAGGAUACCCAGAUCAAGCUUCGCGGACAGCGUGUGGAAUUGGGCGAGAUUGAACACCACAUCAAGAACUUGCUUCCUUCCGGAGCUGAAGUUGUCGCUGAGAUUAUCGCACCACGAAACCAGAACAAAGAGUCAAUGCUUGUGGCUUUUGUCGCCGAUCGCGAAGCCAAGGAUGAAGGAGAUGCACGCCAGAUUGACUUCCCGCCUCGUUUCCGCGAGGCACUUGAGGUCCUGAAUGACAAGCUCUCCAAGGUGGUGCCUGUGUACAUGGUCCCUACUCAGUACAUCACUCUAUCCAAGAUUCCCUACCUCGUGUCUGGCAAGACAGAUCGCAAGUCGCUACGAGCUCUGGGUGCAGAGAUCUCCGCCAACAUGCAAGCCUCCGCGGCUGCAAACGAGAGCUCCGAGAUUCGUGAACCACAGUCCGAGGCUGAGCUGUUCCUGCGCGACUCGUGGUGUCGUCUGCUUGGUCUUGAAAACAAACAAGUCAGCACUACGCACAACUUCUUCACAUCAGGCGGUGACUCAGUCCUUGCUAUGAAGCUCGUACCUAUCGUUCGCGACUGGGGAUACACGCUCUCUGUCGCUGACAUCUUCAACUACCCAGUCCUUUCGGAUAUGGCCAACUCUAUGCAAAAGGGCGAUAGCAGCAAGGGCGUUGAUAUGCAAAUUCCCGAGUUCUCUUUGCUCAAGGAUGACAUGGAUCGCGAAGCUUUGUGUGCUGAGGCUGCCCAUAAUUCUGGAUGCGAUGUCAGCGCGAUUGAGGACAUUUAUCCUUGUGCGCCCAUGCAGGAGAUUCACAUGGCCUUUUACACGCGAUCAAAGGAGAAUUAUGUUGCGCAGCGAAUUGCCGACAUUCCUGCUUCUAGCUCAAUUGACAAGCUCAAGUCGGCUUGGAAUGUCGUCUACAAGGAGAGCCCAAUCCUUCGUACCCGCAUUGUUGAGUUCAAGCAACAUGGCUUCAUGCAAGUUGUUGUCAACGAAGCUCUGCAAUGGGAGGAGGUUGACUCCAGCCUAGAGGACUUCAUUGAGAAGGACAAGAAGGAGUCCAUGUCUCCCGGCGCACCUCUCUCGCGCUUUGCUAUUGUCACCGACAAGGCUCUCGACAAGCGUUACUUCGUAUGGACAGCCCACCAUGCUAUCUACGACGGAUGGUCGACAGACCUCAUUGUUGAGCAUGCGCGCGCUGCAUACAAGGGCCAAGAAGUGUCGCGACCCGCGCAAUUCAAGCACUUCAUUCGCUACCUUGCUGAAGAUUCGCGCGAGUCCUCCAAGGCUUACUGGAAGACACAGCUCGCGGGAGCCACGGGACCUCAGUUCCCCUCGCUACCAUCACGAUCCUACAUCCCCGACCCUACGUCCUUGACUGAGCGAUUCAUCAAGCUUGACAAGGCCGCCAAGUCGGAUAUCACCAUCGCCACUGUCAUUCGCGCGGCUUGGGCUCUGCUCGCGUCCCAGUACUCAAUGAGCGACGAUGUUGUUUUCGGAGAGACCUUUAUGGGCCGAACCAUUCCUCUUCCUGGAGCCGAGUUGAUUGAAGGACCUAUCCUUGCUACAGUCCCAGUCCGCAUUCGCCUUGAUCUCACUACAACCGUACAGGACUUCCUCCGAGCCGUUCAAGAACAAAGCGUCAAACGCGCCGCUCACGAGCACCUUGGUAUCCAGCACAUCCGAAGACUCAGCGACGACGCGCAGAUUGCUUGUGAAGUCACCAUGGGUCUAGUCGUCCAGCCUCAAGAUCCUGAUCCUACCGAGACUGAGAACGACGCUCUCCCGUCAUUCCGGGGUGGUGAUGCCGCUCUCGAAGCUCUGCACUUCAACUCGUAUCCACUAAUGUUGGCUGUGUCUAUGCAAAAGACAGGUUUCCGACUCUUGGCAAGCUUUGAUUCGGAGCUCUUGAGUCACGUUCAAGUUGAGCGCGUGCUGUCGCAGUUUGAAGUUGCGAUCAAUCAGCUUCGUGGGGAUAUGUCGCGCUCAUUGAACGAACUCACAUGCCUGGGUGAGGAGGAACUUGGUCAGAUUUGGGAAGCCAAUAAGCACGCACCCGUGUCUCCCAAAGACAUCUCCAGAUUCUUGUCCACCGGCGACAAAUACCCUACUGUCCAAUACGUCCCUUGGGUCGUACAGCCUGGCAAUGAGAAGCUUCUCAUGCCUCUAGGAAGCACUGGAGAGCUUCUUCUGGAGGGUAUCGCAUCAGCUGGCGAUGACGAUGAUGUUGUCGAUGCUCCCGAAUGGCUCAAGGAGGGUGCCAUGGGCUACCCAGGACGACAGGGCAAGCUGGUUCGCACUGGCGAUCUUGUCAAAUAUGCCGAUGACAUGAGCUUGGUGUUCAUCGGUCGCAAAGAUGCCAUGACCAGCGUAGAUGGACGUGUCGUGGACCUCAACGCUACCAACAUUGAGCUCAACCGACUUCUCCCCAGCAACACCAAGGCUGUGAGCAGACUUGUUGUCCCCAAGGGCUCAAACAGCCAAACACCCGUGGUAGUUGCACUCGUCCAAGAGACUUCUGCUAAGGAUACUCAAUUGCUCAAACUGGGUCUCGACAUCAGCGAUGCUUCAAUGCCGUUGUCGCAGGCUGUUUCCGUUGAGCUUGCGACCGCCAUAAUCGGUCUUAACAAGGCCAUGGUUGAGACUCUGCCACCUUAUGCAAUUCCUUCAAUCUGCAUUCCUCUCGAUAACUCGGCGGACAUUGAUUCAAUCGACACCAUUGUCGAGAACAUUACUUUGUCCUUGGUAGUUGAGCUGCGCAAGUCUUUCGCGUCUCUCAAGAAGACCAUCGCGGAUACCACCGUCUUGACCACAAAGGAGCGCGUACUUCGCGCGUCCUGGUCCAAGUUCCUUGGCAUCGAAGAGGAGAAGCUUGCGCUUGAUGAUAACUUCUUCCGUCUGGGUGGCGACUCAAUUGUAGCCAUGCGAAUGGUCUCGGCUCUGCGACAAGAUGGCUACCGUCUCUCUGUCGCGAGUAUCUUCCAGAACAUGCAGCUUAGAGGCAUGGCUGACUCGCUGGCUGAGAUCUCUACGGAGAGUGUUGAGGCAGCCAAGGAGUACACUGCCUUUUCGAUGCUGGACACAAAUGAUGUUGAUAGCUUCUUGGCGAAGGUUAUUCGCCCUCAAUUGGCAGACCCCAAGUGGAAGAUCAAGGACGUUUUACACGCGACUGGACCUCAAGCUGGCGACGUCAAGCAAUCUGUUUUCGCGCCACGAAGCUCGGUUCAGUACAACAUGCUCUACCUGGAUCAGUCAAUUGACACUGCCCGCCUUGUUGAUAGCUUCCAGUACCUUGUUUCGCAACAUGCCAUUCUUCGAACAGUGUUUGUUGAGAACGAAGGACAGACUCUGCAGGUCGUGCUUGAUGACUUGAAGGUGCCUGUUACGGAGCAGAAUGUUGAGGGCUCAAUUGACGCCGCUGCCAAGCAGCUCGCUGUAUCGGAUAUAAACAGCAGCAUCGAUCUUACCCAUGGAUCCUCAUUCAUCCGCUUGUUUGUCCUUCGUGGCGAGAGUGAGAAUGCUUUAGUCAUCCGAAUCUCGCACGCUCAGUAUGAUGGUGUUUCUCUACCCGAGCUCCUCCGCCAACUCGAGCUUCGAUACCGUGGCCUAGAGAUUCCAUCCUCUGAGCCUUUCGAGACCUACAUUCAGCAUCUUUCCGCCGCUAAACCUCAGAACGUCGAGUUUUGGCGCAAGACUCUUCAAGGGUCUUCGUACACUGAGAUUGCUCCCGCCGCUGAUCCUCAAAAGAAGACCGCCUUCAUGACAAAAGAUGUGGACAUUUCUGGAGCUUCGCCCAACACGACACACGCGAUGUUACUCACUGCAGGUUGGGCCAAGGUCCUGUCGCAGCAUCUUAACGUCUCUGAUGUCACUUUCGGUGGUAUUGUGUCCGGUCGCGACGUCGAUGUUGCUGGUAUUGACACCAUCAUGGGUCCCUGCUACCAGUACCAACCUGUUCGCGUCAAGUUCGAGUCCAACUGGACAGCAACAGACCUUUUGGACUCAGUACGAAGCCAAUCCCUCGAAGGUAGUCAGCGCGCUACACUUAGCUUCCAGGAAGUCCUCAAGGAAUGCACGAAUUGGCCGGCCGGCACUCCCUUCUACGGUUCCUUCACGAACCACCUCAACAAGGAGUUUUUCGACUCCAUUCCCUUUGCUGGUACCAAGUGUCGCGUAGACUACUCGAUUCCUCACCCUGAGCCUGCGACACCGCCUCGUGUUGUAUCAUUUUUGGAGGAUGGCAGGACGCAGAUUGGCAUUGAAGCUGACGAGGAGCGUCGGGAGUUCUGGGAGGCUCGAUUGGGCGAGUUGGCAAAGGUUAUCGAGGGCUUUGUCAAGAAUCCCCAAGCAUUGAUCUAA